GUGAGCCUAGUUACUCUGUGGAAACGUGUAGUGCUGUUUCCGUAGACCUCAAACAGACCAGCUUUACCAGGACACUGAAUAACGCUGUUAACUGUUCUACAGCAUAUAACUCUCUCUUUUACUUUAUUAAUGCAUGUGUACACCUGAACAGCCAGGUUGUCGUUUAUAUCCCUGUCUCAUGUAAUGUGAAAAUAGUCUUAACUGAACUAAAAGCUGAAGUUAAAUCUCUAAUAUAUAAUAUACGGACAGCAGAACAGGGUUUGUUUUUUGCUGUUGGUGCCCCGGGCUUAGCAGGGGUCUGUCAGCUCAUAUUACCACCACAUGCUGCUUUAGCAAGUGGCCUGUCACACUUCAGUCUAUGUCUUCUGAUGGGAAACUUAACAAAUGUCUGUUUUAACAUGUGUGUUUUGAUAAUAACCCUGGUGUCUCGUUAACACUAGUUCCUAUUUAUGUCUUUCAUACGUCUCCUAACUGUCCUGCCGCUCUUGAGUUUCUUGAUCAUAAGCUGAAAUCUUCACAGAAGGACAAAGUACGACAGUUCAUGUCCUUCACACAAGCAGGGGAGAAGACAGCUGUGUACUGUCUCACUCAGAAUGACUGGAAACUAGAGGUGGCCACUGACAACUACUUCCAAAACCCGGAUCUGUACUUCAAGGAAUCCAUGAAAACCUCAGUAGACCGGAAGAAGCUGGAGCAACUCUACAACAGAUACAAAGAUCCUCAGGAUGAGAAUAAGAUCGGGAUUGACGGAAUCCAACAGUUUUGCGAUGACCUCAACCUGGAUCCGGCCAGCAUAAGCGUUCUGGUAGUAGCAUGGAAGUUCCGGGCAGCAACGCAAUGCGAAUUCAGCAAAAAGGAGUUCCUUGAUGGCAUGACAGAACUAGGAUGUGACAGUCCAGAGAAACUCCGCACUCUGCUUCCCCGAUUGGAACAGGAACUGAAAGACAGUGGAAAGUUUAAGGACUUCUACCAGUUUACAUUUAAUUUUGCAAAGAAUCCUGGGCAAAAAGGUUUAGAUUUGGAGAUGGCAGUCGCUUACUGGAACCUAGUUCUGACAGGCCGUUUCAAAUUUCUUGACCUCUGGAAUAAAUUUUUAUUGGAACACCAUAAGCGAUCUAUUCCCAGGGAUACCUGGAACUUGCUUCUGGAUUUUGGCAACAUGAUUGCAGAUGACAUGUCAAACUAUGAUGAGGAAGGAGCAUGGCCAGUCCUAAUAGAUGACUUUGUGGAAUUUGCUCGGCCGAUCGUGACUGGAUCAAAGCGCAAAAGUGUAUAAAUCUGUUGAUGGUGGCAGUUUGACACAAUGGGCCUGUGCUGCCUCACUGACUUCAGCUUUUUUUAAAUAUAAAAAAAGACUUGUAUGAAACACAUACAAAAAGGAAAACAUGGAGAAACACUUGAAACUGGCAGGCUUGAUGAAGAGAAAUGGGGAUAGAAGGGACUCAAACCUUCAAGCAAUACAAAGAAGAAAAAAAGCAGGUGAAGGUGGGAUACUCAAGAUUUCUUUUAGAGCUGUCACGUGCACAAUGUCAGCUGCUGCUGCUGGCAAACUAAUCCUGUCCAGAGACCCUGAGAGAUUCUGGAGGAUCUCUGCAAAUCCAGUACCUCAUCCUCAUUGCAGACAAUUAUACAUUUGCACACCUCCCCAUUCACAUACACAAA
Ictalurus furcatus (blue catfish) is the source of this 1662-nucleotide messenger RNA. It is a transcript of the gene dcun1d2a, whose product is annotated as DCN1, defective in cullin neddylation 1, domain containing 2a. Gene Ontology annotation, molecular function: ubiquitin conjugating enzyme binding; cullin family protein binding; ubiquitin-like protein binding. Gene Ontology annotation, biological process: protein neddylation; positive regulation of ubiquitin-protein transferase activity. The transcript has 7 exons. Bases 542 to 1276 code for a protein of 244 amino acids. NCBI's taxonomy places the organism in Eukaryota, Metazoa, Chordata, Actinopteri, Siluriformes, Ictaluridae. The record is from RefSeq and is a predicted model, not a curated record. Gene Ontology annotation, cellular component: ubiquitin ligase complex.